This is a messenger RNA of Penicillium daleae, 1143 nucleotides long. RefSeq names its product glycoside hydrolase family 28 protein. The coding region runs from base 1 to 1143 and encodes 380 amino acids. The record is from RefSeq and is a predicted model, not a curated record. Gene Ontology annotation, molecular function: polygalacturonase activity. The transcript is spliced from 4 exons. NCBI's taxonomy places the organism in Eukaryota, Fungi, Ascomycota, Eurotiomycetes, Eurotiales, Aspergillaceae. Gene Ontology annotation, cellular component: extracellular region. Gene Ontology annotation, biological process: pectin catabolic process.
AUGAUCUCUAGCUUAAAACUUGCCCUCGUUGGCCUGCUUAGCGCUGCUGCGGUCCAAGCAAUUCCCGACACCGUUCCCGAACUCGAUGUGAUUGCUACGUCCACUCUCGAGGAGCGCGCUUCCACUUGCACCUUCUCCGGUGCCAAGGGUGCAGCUUCCGCGAUCAAGUGGAAGACCUCCUGCUCAACCAUUGUCUUGUCUUCUGUGGCUGUUCCCGCUGGCACCACUCUUGAUCUGACCGGGUUGAAGAAGGGAACCACAGUCAUCUUCGAAGGAGAGACCACCUUCGGCUACAAGGAAUGGUCCGGCCCCCUGGUUUCCGUCUCUGGAACUGACAUCACUGUCAAGGGAGCCUCUGGUUCCGUCCUCAAUGGAGAUGGUGCUCGCUGGUGGGAUGGAACGGGAACAAACGGCGGCAAGACCAAGCCCAAGUUCUUCUAUGCCCACAAGAUGAUCAACUCCAAGAUCGAGAACAUCACAAUCAAGAACUCCCCUGUUCAGGUCUUCAGCAUCAAUGGAGCCAACGGUCUUACUCUGGACGGAAUUACUGUUGAUAAUGCUGAUGGCGACAGCAAGGGAGGCCACAAUACCGAUGCUUUCGAUGUCGGCUCCAGUACUGGUGUCUACAUCACCAACCCUGUUGUCCACAACCAGGAUGACUGCUUGGCAGUUAACUCGGGCACAGAUAUCUCCUUCACCGGAGCCCAGUGCACUGGAGGUCACGGUAUCUCGAUCGGCUCUGUCGGUGGACGGUCUGAUAACGCUGUUGAGAAGGUCAAUAUUGAGAACUGCAGCAUCAAGAACUCACAGAAUGGUGUCCGUGUGAAGACUGUCUACGGCACGACUGGCUCGGUCAAGGGCGUCACCUACAAGGAUAUCACUCUCUCUGGCAUCUCCAAUUACGGUAUCGUGAUUGAGCAGGACUACAAGAAUGGCAGCCCUACUGGCACUCCCACUAACGGUGUUCCCAUCACCGGUCUGACCCUGAGCAACGUCAAGGGAACAGUUGACAGCAGCGCGACCAACGUCUACAUCCUGUGUGCCUCGGGAGCUUGUUCCGGCUGGACCUGGAACAGCGUUAGUGUCACUGGUGGAAAGACCAGCUCCAAGUGCAAGAAUAUUCCCGGCAAUGCCAAGUGCUAA